GUGGGAGCCAUUAAUUCCACGCGGAACUGCGAACUUGCUCGGAAGAAUCAUGUAUGGAGUCUUCUGACUAGAAUCUAGUCACUUUUGGAGCCCAAGUCAGUCAUAUACCCCGGAAAAGUAGUACAAAAAAAUAAGCUACCCACUAUUAUAUAAGGCAUCGACUUGCCUGCAGUACUACAUUAAUAGUUUCAGAGUGAAGUUGUAUCAAACUAGAAACUGGUACGCAUAAGCCUCAUUCAUUUCUCCACGACAUGCCGAUUUUCCUUAUUGCCGUCGAUGAGUCGAUUCCUCCGCCCAAACCCGAGCAAACAUUACAACCAUCACCGCAGUCGACGGUCGGCGUCAAUGUCGACAAUUUCUCGGAUGCAAUCCCUUCUCCGCCUUCCGACAAGUUCUACCGCUUCCUGCCCGCAUCCUCCGUCGUCCUGCUCGCUUUCAUGUUCGUCAUGUCAGCUUAUAAUGCCCGCGGGCAACCGCGUGACAUGUCUUUUGUUUUUCUCUGCUACACCAUUUUGUUGUUCCUUUUUUACUGCUUGCGAAAAUACGAGCGUCUGGGCUCCGACGCACCGCCUCGUCUGAGGAGGUCUCUGAAGGCCGUCAUCCUUCUCCUCGCCACCGGACUGAACGUCGCCUUCGCGUGUCGCGCUUCCGAGCUCGUCCCCUGGCCGUUCGCAGCAGUCAUCUGGGCGUCGGCCGCGUUCGUCGCGUUGAUCGGCUACUUCUCUCUCUUCGUCUGGAGCAACCGAGUCGUCGGCGUCGACGAUGGGGCUUUGCCGUAUAGCAAAUUGGAUGGCAAUAGCAAUAGCAAUAAGAACAACAACAAUAGCAAAGAGGAGGAGAAGCACUUUUUCCACAAUGAGCUCUCUCCGGAAGAAAAAGCUUGAGUUAGGCUCAGGUGCAGGAGGCGCUCUGGGCCGUUCAUUUAUCUCCCAGGUGAUGGGCGGUUGAGAUUGGAUGUAGAUAUUAUUAUUAUUUACAUAAUAAAGCGAAAGCGAUGGACGGCUCCGAUGGCUUUGGCGUGUGAAAUUUGAGAUUUUCGAUCAAGUAAUUAAAAAAAAAGAAAAGAAAAGAAAAGAAAAAUUCCUUGUGUACAAAAAUAAGAUUUGUUGUGCUCUGGGUUUGUGGUGGAAAUCCACAAUAUGUAGUAUGUGUAAGUUGUAUUAAAAAAUUGCUGUGUGCAAUAAAUAGUGUUAUUUAUAUUAUUA
This is a messenger RNA of Ananas comosus (pineapple), 1205 nucleotides long. RefSeq lists its product as uncharacterized. Lineage: Eukaryota; Viridiplantae; Streptophyta; Magnoliopsida; Poales; Bromeliaceae. The coding region runs from base 252 to 884 and encodes 210 amino acids. The record is from RefSeq and is a predicted model, not a curated record. The transcript has a single exon.